AUGUGGUUACAUGUUAACUCCCAAAUUCCAAUCAAAUUCAAAGCAGACAAGUUUGUUGAUAACAUCAAAGCACAAGCAUUCACAUUCAAAUCCAAGGCUGAGUUUUUCUAUUUCAAUGGAGCCACUAUUAAUAAGUAUUCUAAUGGUCAAUUGAAUGUUGUAGCUGGUCAGACAGGUCAACCACCACAAAAUUACUUUCCGUCAUCAUCUUAUGAACAAGCCAAUGCUGCAUACUUGCCAUCUGUGAAAGAAAUGGUUUACCACGGUGAUACCAUUCAUUUUACAGACGAAAAGUAUAAUUUAGUUAGAUCUUUAUAUCUCAAUUCAAAUCGAAUAGUAAUUACUGCAGGAAAGGCAGCAACAACUUCCGAUCCAAACUUGGGUGAGGGAGGGUUUGCAACAGAUGUUUACAUUAACACCCCAUCUGGAUUGAUUAUUGAUCCCACAGGAACGUAUCUGUACGUUGCUCAGUCAUUUGAUUAUGUUAUCAGAAGGGUGACGAUUCAUACAACUAUUUCAACAAUUGCAGGCGUGAUACCAAGAACAGAUAAUUUCAUUGGUACUGAUGGUCCUCCUCGGUCAAUUCCAUUGUACUACCCUACUGGUAUUGCAAUGGAUGAGGAGGGUAACAUUUUCAUUUCAGAUACGAGAAAUAAUCUUAUCCGAAAGGUGGACAUGAAAAACAACAUUCUCUCAACUCCAGUCGGUGUACAAUAUAGAAGACCAUUUCCUGAUCUUGAUCCAUGUUCUGAUUGUUUUACCGGUGAUAAGGGUUCAGCUAAAUUAGCAAGAAUUCAUAAUCCAUCUCAAAUAUGUGCUUCACAAGGUUCAAUUAUUUUCAACGAUUCUCUCAAUAAGAGAAUUAGAAAGGUAACUAAUGGUAUCAUUGACACCAUUUACACCUAUGAAAAUGAAGCAUACUUGAAGUGUUAUCUUGGAGUAAUAUAUGUUUCGAAUAAGAACUCUGUUAUUAAUGUACUCUCUCCAUAUUGCGAUGAUAACUAUAUAAUUAAUGGAGCAUCUUGUCAACCAUGUCCUCAAGGUCAAACAAAUAACAAAUAUUUCACAGAAUGUGUGAAUGUUGGACCUACUCCUCAAAAAUCAUAUAUCAUGAACAGCAAUACUAACGGAAAUCAAAACAAUUCUUCACCAAUGUCAACCACAACAUUGAUUAUCAUCAUUUCAUCAAUUCUUGCUAUCGUUGGUUGUGUGGCAUUGUUAAUUGGAAUUGUAGUGUUGGCAGUCUUAAUCAAAAGAAAAAGAUCAAACACAAAAUACUCAAAUUUGAAGAAUGAGGAAUUAAAGGACAGAUUGAGUCAAUUACCUUUUGAACCUCAACCAACUGGUAAUUAG
Molecule: messenger RNA, 1353 nt
Organism: Naegleria gruberi
Lineage: Eukaryota; Heterolobosea; Eutetramitea; Acrasida; Naegleriidae
Exons: 1
Coding region: 1-1353 (450 amino acids)
Molecular function (GO): protein binding
Source: RefSeq, a predicted model, not a curated record